AGAAGUCUCCCACUCCUGCGGCCCUGCACGGUGCUGGGAUCUGGAGUGGGCUGGGCACAGCGACUGCUCAUCAUGACGGACUGGAAUAGCACCAACUUCCAGCCUGCAACGUUCCAACUAGCCGGGUUCCCAGGCAUGGACGAUGCGAAUCACUGGAUCUCGAUCCCUUUUUGUGUCUUCUACGUCACUGCCAUGGUGGGGAAUUGCCUUGUUCUCUGCAUUGUCUGGAAAGAACAGCAUCUCCGCCAGCCCAUGUAUCUGUUCCUUUGCAUGUUGUCAGUCAACGACCUCGGUGUCUCACUGUCAACCCUGCCCACCGUGCUCGGCACCUUCUGCUUCCACUCCACAGCCAUCGCUUUCCACGCCUGCCUGGCCCAGAUGUUUUUCAUUCACUCCUUUUCCUUCAUGGAGUCGGGGAUUUUACUGGCCAUGGCGUUCGAUCGCUUGGUGGCCAUCUGUAACCCGCUGCGCUACGCAGCCAUCCUGACCCGGCCCAGGAUCAUGGGAAUCGGGCUGGCUGUUGUGGUUAGAAGCUUCAGCGUGGUGUUUCCAUUACCCUUUCUCGUUAAACGCUUGCCGUUCUGUCGUUCCAAUGCCCUCUCCCACGCCUACUGUCUGCACUCUGACAUGAUGAGGCUGGCGUGUGCAGACAUCUCAGUCAAUAAUAUCUAUGGCUUAUGCACACUUCUCUUUAUCUUUGGAAUAGACUUUUUGCUUAUUUUCAUCUCCUACAUUGUCAUUGUGACAACCAUCUUCCGUAUAGCCUCUGGGGGGGAACGCCUCAAGGCGCUGAACACCUGUGUCUCCCAUAUCUGUGCCGUGCUACUAUUCUACAUCCCAAUGAUGUCCGUCUCUGUGAUACACAGGUAUGCUAGGAAUGCCCCACCCCUUUUCAACACUCUGAUGUCCACGUUUUAUCUCUUCAUACCCCCUGUCUUAAACCCCAUAAUAUACAGCAUAAAAACCAAAGUGAUUCGAAAGAGCAUCCACAAAAUGUUCUCUAGGUAAUUAACCCAAACUGGAUGUGUGAAGAUUUCUAAGUACCUCUCUUUGGUUUGUAAGUAUAUAGAUGGAUGAAUGAGGGAUGGAUGAAUGAGGGAUGGAUGGAUGGACGGAGGGAUGGA
Molecule: messenger RNA, 1124 nt
Organism: Pelodiscus sinensis (Chinese soft-shelled turtle)
Lineage: Eukaryota; Metazoa; Chordata; Testudines; Trionychidae
Product: olfactory receptor 51I1-like
Biological process (GO): G protein-coupled receptor signaling pathway
Cellular component (GO): plasma membrane
Molecular function (GO): G protein-coupled receptor activity; olfactory receptor activity
Source: RefSeq, a predicted model, not a curated record